Molecule: messenger RNA, 2784 nt
Organism: Spea bombifrons (plains spadefoot toad)
Lineage: Eukaryota; Metazoa; Chordata; Amphibia; Anura; Pelobatidae
Gene: TMTC4
Product: transmembrane O-mannosyltransferase targeting cadherins 4
Exons: 18
Coding region: 110-2326 (738 amino acids)
Biological process (GO): endoplasmic reticulum unfolded protein response; protein O-linked glycosylation via mannose
Cellular component (GO): endoplasmic reticulum
Molecular function (GO): mannosyltransferase activity; protein binding
Source: RefSeq, a predicted model, not a curated record
CGAAGUCACCAAUAGAAAAGCUCUUUGUAUGAAACAUAUGUCGAAUGCUCACAUUACCAGACAGAAUAAGCAGCAAAUGAAAGCUUUUCAGUAGAUAUGAACUCUUAAUAUGGCGCCUGCACAAGCUCUGGAUCAUGAUAUCCCGUUAUUUUAUAUCUCAACGUUCUGGGCCAGAGUCCUUAUAGGAUUUCUAGCCUUUCUGUGCUUCGCAAACAGCUACAAUGGGAACUUUGUGUUUGAUGACUCUGAAGCCAUUAUUAAUAACAAGGACCUCAGAGAAGAAACCCCAGUUGAUGAUCUGUGGUUACAUGACUUUUGGGGCACUAAACUCAGCAGCAAUGCAAGUCACAAGUCCUACAGACCUCUGACGGUGUUAACUUUCAGAAUUAAUUACAGUGUUGCAGGAGGACUGCACCCGCUGGGAUUUCAUGUUGUCAAUAUAAUAUUACAUUGUUUAGUCUCUGUCCUGCUGCUCGAUGUCUUCUCCAUACUGUUUGGCACUGUGGCAUGCAGUAGUAAAGGCAAAAAAAUAACUUAUGCUCCAAAGGCACCGCUUCUAGCUGCUUCGUUGUUUGCCGUGCAUCCAGUACAUACUGAAUGCGUUGCAGGAAUCGUUGGUAGAGCCGACCUCCUCUGCGCGCUAUUUGUCGUAUUAUCAUUUCUUGGAUAUUGCAAAGCUCUUCCAGGACUCAGUGCUGGGAGUUAUUCUGUAUUUUGGGUCAUCCUUAGUAUAAUCCUGGGAGCAAUUGCCAUGCUGUGUAAGGAACAAGGGAUAACUGUUUUGGGUUUGAAUGCUGUAUUUGAUAUCUUUGUAAUCUGCAAGUUAAACAUCGUGGAAUGUAUCCAGAAGGCACUGCACAGGGACAGAACAUCAGAGAAUAUUACAUUCCCGUACAAGGGACUGUUUUCACGGAUCAGCCUUUUGGUGUCUGGAGGUGUAUCUGUGUUGUAUGUACGCUGGCGUAUAAUGGGCACUGGACCUCCUUUGUUUACAGAAGUGGACAACCCAGCAUCUUUUGCUGAUAGUUUUCUUGUCAGAGUGGUAAACUAUAAUUACUACUAUUCUUUGAAUGGGUGGUUGCUGAUGUGCCCCUGGUGGCUAUGCUUUGAUUGGUCGAUGGGAUGCAUACCUCUUAUCAAAUCCAUCAGUGACUGGAGGCUUAUUGCACUUCUGUCUUUAUGGUGCUGCCUGUUUGGAUUAAUGUACCAGGCUCUAUGCUCUACUGAUGGACAAAAACGGAGAAUCCUGACAGUGGGUUUGGGGUUUCUCAUUAUCCCCUUUCUACCUGCAAGCAAUGUAUUUUUCCGAGUUGGGUUUGCUGUUGCAGAACGGGUGCUUUACUUGCCCAGUAUAGGUUAUUGUGUGUUGGUCACCUAUGGCUAUUGUAAGCUCUGUAGACAAGUUAAAAAUAAGAAGCUCCUCGGUACAGUCAUGCUAGGAAUUGUGGCCAUAAAUGUGGCACGCUGUAUAUAUCGCAGUCACCAGUGGACAUCUGAGGAGUUAUUGUUCAAUAGCGCAUUGUCUGUCUGUCCUCUAAAUGCUAAAGUACAUUAUAAUGUUGGUAAGAACUUAGCAGACAGAGGACACCAAGCUGCUGCUAUUCAAUACUACAGAGAAGCUGUGAGAUUAAACCCUAAAUAUGUACAUGCAAUGAACAAUCUUGGAAAUAUCUUGAAAGAGAGGGAUGAACUCCAGGAAGCAGAGCAGCUGUUGUCACGAGCUGUCUCUAUCCAGCCUGACUUCUCUGCUGCAUGGAUGAAUUUAGGUAUUGUACAAAACAGCCUGACAAGGUUUGAUGAAGCUGAAAAAAGCUACCUAACUGCUCUCAAAUACAGGAAAAAAUACCCUGACUGUUAUUACAAUCUUGGACGCUUGUAUGCAGACCUAAAUCGCCAUAUGGAUGCCCUCAAUGCAUGGAGAAAUGCCACGUAUCUGAAACCAGAACACAGCUUGGCUUGGAACAAUAUGAUCAUCCUUCUUGAUAACACAGGAAACCUAGCUCAGGCUGAAGUUGUUGGAAGACAGGCCUUGAAGCUGUUACCAAAGGACCAUUCUAUUAUAUUUUCAUUAGCAAAUGUAUUGGGAAAGGCAGAGAAAUACAAGGAAUCUGAAGGUUUGUUCCUUAAAGCUAUUGAAGCUAACCCUACGUCUGCAAGUUAUCACGGCAAUUUGGCUGUGCUCUACCAUCGCUGGGGAAAUCUGGAACAGGCCAAGAAAUACUAUGAAACCUCCAUGAAGCUUGACCCCUCUGCCCCAGGGACGAAGGAGAACUACAAUCUAUUGAAACGAAAGCUGGAACAACUGAAAAGGAGAGACCGGGUGUGAUUGAGAGCAGAGGAAAUAUUUCUACCCUCUGAUUUAUGUACAUUUUAUGGAGCACAGUCUCAUGUGGCUGUCUAUUCUUGUAGCCAUAGUGUAGAGGAGGAUGACCAACAGGUAGCCGUCCUGUGGUUACUGAACCACAUCAAUACAAUAAUUCUUAGCAAUCGGAUUUCGACAGAAAUAAUGCAAGGAUAGCGUGCUACAGAGAAGGUUUAUUGUUUGGGGCUGGACAUUGAAUAUUGAAAUAAUUCUGGAUCUUGCGAAGCCUUCUCUCUGGGGUAUACAGACGUUUCAUGCAUAAGGACACCUUAAAGGGUGAUUUAUAGUCCGGUACAAGAAAUGUAACCGAAUGCAUCUCAAGGUUUAAGUUAUUUUUUAAAUGCUGCAUGUGCUAUUAUGGCAUACUGGACUUGCACAGAACAUUGCCAGGUCCAUUUGUUAUUAAAGUAGCUUUAAUUUUU